AUGCAAAUCGAUUAAUAAUAAUAAUCUUCAUCAACUUAAGACAAGGAGGCUGAAAGUCCAAAAAAAAAGGAAGAAGUCUAAGUGAUAGUUUUUCCUCAGAAAUUCCUUAAUCCUCUCUUGACUUUUAGAAUGAAUGGGGUAUCUAGAAUAACCAAAUAAAUUCAAGGAUUUUCAUCUAUAUGCAGAUGCUCGCUACAUUCAAAGUCACAAUCCAUUAAAAAUUGGUAUUAGUUGCCAGAAUCCAUAUAAAAAAAUUACAAAUAUUGUUUUGGAUUAAUGCACUGAAACAAUCACUCUACAAUAUACAUAAUUAGAUUUUUCAUAAAUUCCCUGGGAAUAUGUAAUUAAAAGAUUAGAGAGCUAUGGAGAUUUCGAAAUGAACAAAUUAGGUUUAUACAUUAGGAAAUACAAUGAGUAGCUUAAUUCUGGUUUAAAUUAAGAAAAUAGUAAAAUGGUAAGAACUNAAUGA
This is a messenger RNA of Paramecium sonneborni, 469 nucleotides long. Lineage: Eukaryota; Ciliophora; Oligohymenophorea; Peniculida; Parameciidae. The record is from the annotation of a GenBank genome assembly.